Messenger RNA from Phalaenopsis equestris, 1818 nucleotides. RefSeq names its product queuine tRNA-ribosyltransferase accessory subunit 2-like. Lineage: Eukaryota; Viridiplantae; Streptophyta; Magnoliopsida; Asparagales; Orchidaceae. The coding region runs from base 95 to 1153 and encodes 352 amino acids. Gene Ontology annotation, molecular function: tRNA-guanosine(34) queuine transglycosylase activity. The transcript is spliced from 10 exons. The record is from RefSeq and is a predicted model, not a curated record.
CUCAGCCGCAAUUGUUGCUCCCUGUCUAGAUUCGCUGGCAGACGCUGGCUCGAUCAAUUUGCGGAGGAUCUGGAGCAGCAGCCUGAAGCGAAGAAUGCGAUUCGUUGUAAACCAUUGCUGCGGCCGAGCACGCGUUGGCGUGCUCUUUGCCGGCAACUCUUCAAUUCCCUUCGAGACUCCCGCUCUGCUUCUCUCCACCAAGAAGGGCCUUCCAGCUUUCCUCUCCCGGGACCUUAUCGCUUCUCUUCCUUUUCCAGGCCCCCACCCGCUGCACAUAAGCCCCAUUCACUUACUUGACGGCCCUACUCCAGCGAUUAUUUCGAGCAUUGGGGGCUUGCAUCAAUUGUCGGCCUUGCAAAAUUGCGUCUUUGUGGCCUCGGCGAGGGAUUCGAUCGAAAGUUUGCCGGAGAGUGUUGCCUCUAACAAGCUCGGGGCAUCUUUUGAAACACCGCGAGGGCGCCGGCUGGUUAAGCCUUCUGAUUAUAUGGAGAUUAUUUCCUCCUUGAAGCCAGACAUUUGGGCUAGUUUGGCUGAUGAGGUUCCUGCGUCGGUUUCAGAGAAGAGGAAUAAGGCUUCGGUAGAUAGGACUCUGCGGUGGCUAGAUGAUUGCCUUGCUUUGGACAAGACAGGUGGAAAUAAUAUCUUUGGAGCUAUUGUUGGUGGAUCUAGUGUAGAAGAACGAAAACGUUGUGCCAAUGAAGUGGCAAAGAAAAAUGUGCAAGGUUUUUACAUUGGAGGUUUGGGGCUUGGAGAAAGCAUGGAAGAACGCCCUGGUUUACUCAAUUCAAUUAUGGAUUGCUUACCUGAGGAGAAACCACGUCAGAUAUCUGGAUUAGCCUUGCCAGAGGAGGUCUUGCAAGGAGUAGCUUCCGGCAUUGAUCUCUUCGAGUCCACGUAUGUUUAUCACCUUACACUUGGAGGCCUUGCACUUGUCUUCCCACUUGAAAUACUAGAGGGAGAAAUUUUCAACACACAUUUGCACAGUUCUGAUGAGAUCACAAAGAUAAAUCUCCGAGCAACUAUAUACAGGAACGACGCGUCACCUAUUGUCAACAAUUGUAGCUGCUACACGUGUCAGAAUCAUACUCGAGCUUACAUCAAUCACUUGCUUAAUGUGCAUGAAAUGCUAGCUCAAAUCCUACUAGAAAUGUAGAAGGUCUAUCUAGCACAUAUUGCUACUUGGAUGACUCAACAACAUCAAACCUAUUAUAUAUGGAGCUCAGAGUCAUAUUUAAAUUGACAAAGUACACGUUGCCGCCACUUUAAGGCAUAUAUGAUCCCUGAAAGCGUAAUUGUGGACGUCGGACGCCCUCAUAAUAAUGGAUGCUGACACAUGUUAAUUUUACAUGAUUUUAUUGGUAUUAUUCGUUAUAAUAUACCUGCUAUUUUUACUGAUUUAUACAGAUAUACACUUGAGAAAGGUUUUUGUUGAUGUUGUGUAGGUUAAAUGUGUCAAACACAAAACAGAGUAAAAAAAUGCAAUACAGUGUUGUCAGGCAGUCACGCCAGAAUUGGGUGUGACCACGCCAGUUUCAGACAUGACCACGCCGAUCUGCACAUAAAAACUUGUUUAUGUAAUGAGAGAAAUUCAUUUAGGCUUCUUGGCCUCUUCUUGGCUUGGAGGAGUUCUGCAUCAGGGAGUCAUGGGAGGCAAGAUUUGGAGAGAAUUUGAAGCUUUUCACAUCUUCCUCCUUUGUGAAAACCUUGGAGGGUGUGUUUCAUAUGUUUUGUGAGUUGUGAGAGACUUGUAUGAGAUGAGGAGCUGCUACAAGUGUGGAGAAGAAAAGUUAUUGUAAGUUUUACAUGUUCAUCUUUCUC